Molecule: messenger RNA, 1102 nt
Organism: Lampris incognitus (smalleye Pacific opah)
Lineage: Eukaryota; Metazoa; Chordata; Actinopteri; Lampriformes; Lampridae
Product: stomatin-like
Exons: 8
Coding region: 188-1075 (295 amino acids)
Cellular component (GO): plasma membrane
Source: RefSeq, a predicted model, not a curated record
UACUAUGAGUGACGGCUCCUGACGAACGUUCCCGUCAGCGCGUCCCUCAAAAACAAAACAGAAACGUGAACGGCUUUCCGAGCUGAGGAGGUUAAAAUACCGGGACACAACUGAGCAAAGUCUCCAAAAAAACAAACAAACAAACAACAACAAACAACCAAAAAACAGUUGUCUUUUUGCGGACGUUAUGGACGACGGCAAAGAAACUGUUGCAAUGAGAGAGGCGAGAAGACGGGAGCGCGUAACAGGUUCAAACAGAUAUGGUUUUGGUGAUAAUGAAGUCUUGGAAGAAGGAGACGAGGGUAUUGGCGCUUGUGGCUACCUCCUUGUUCUGUUCUCCAUCCUUCUGACGCUGCUUACCCUUCCACUCUCCAUUUGGAUGUGCAUUAAGAUUGUGAAAGAGUAUGAACGUGCCAUCAUCUUUCGCCUGGGGCGCAUCCUGCGAGGAGGAGCAAAAGGACCAGGGUUGUUCUUCAUCUUGCCCUGCACUGACAGCUUUAUCAAUGUGGACAUGCGCACCGUUACCUUUGACAUCCCCCCACAAGAAGUGUUGACCAAAGACUCCGUGACCGUGAGUGUCGAUGGCGUAGUGUACUACCGUGUCCAGAAUGCCACCUUGGCUGUGGCCAACAUCACUAAUGCUGAUGCUGCAACUCGCCUGCUGGCCCAGACCACCCUGAGGAAUGUCCUUGGCACCAAGAAUCUGGCCGAGAUCCUGUCAGACCGUGAAGAGAUUGCACACAGCAUGCAGUCCACUCUGGAUGAUGCUACAGAUGACUGGGGCAUCAAGGUGGAGCGGGUCGAGAUUAAGGAUGUCAAACUGCCCCUUCAGCUCCAAAGAGCCAUGGCAGCUGAGGCUGAGGCUAGCCGUGAGGCCAGGGCUAAGGUUAUUGCAGCUGAGGGAGAGAUGAAUGCUUCACGGGCGCUGAAGGAGGCCUCCCUGGUAAUUGCCGAGUCGCCCUCGGCCCUGCAGCUUCGCUACCUGCAGACCCUCAACACCAUCGCCGCAGAAAAGAACUCCACCAUCAUCUUCCCUCUUCCGCUGGAGAUGAUGCAGGGCUUUAUUAAGCACUAGGGAGGAUGUUAAAAUGCAGACAGUCAA